AUGUAUUCAGAACAUAGUGGACAAAGGCGUGGAUUGCUGAGACCGGUUACAGCAAGCGGUGGUGGGCCUAUAUUCCGGAAUUUACCAUUAUUCGGUUUCUUAAUUGGUCUUCUGUUUUUCUUCUUCAUUUUCAACAUUUAUCAAGCUCAGAGGGCGGAACUGUACGAGAUACGCAAUCAGAUUGAACUUGAAAAGAGUCGCUAUAUUAAAACAAAAUCGGAGAACAUUAAUUUUAAGGCUCAGUUGGAAAAUUAUAAAAGCUCGGAAGCUAGUUUGAAAAAUGAGUUGCAAUCUGUGCGUUUGAAUCAAAAGGAAUGCAGUGAAAAAUUGGCGGAAUGGGAUAAUAAUUUGUUAUCCAACCAGAUAAAUUUAAAACAUCUUCAGAGCGACAAGAACGCAUGUUUCACCGCGUUGGAUUCAAUGAAAGCUGAAUUGGCGCUAGCAAAACUAACACUGACUAAUCUGCAAGCCAACUCUAAGUCGAUGGGAAGUGAGAUGGAAGCACCGAAGAAAAUUAUUGAAAGUUUAAAAACGCGAUUGCAAGGAAAAGAUGCACAAGAAAGCAUUUCCCAGACCAAUUUAGCUGCCUCACCAUUGGCGGUAACUCAAGAUGCUAAUGAACUAGAGAGUCGCAAAAAUACCUCGAUUCAAAAUGAAAAGCUGACAAACAAAAUUGAGCAUAAUCCAUCUCUUAAUGCUUCCGCAACAAAUUUGUUCCAACAAGAAGUCGUCUUGCCGGAGUCUGUUGCACUCAGAGCUCCGGAACACAUUGUUGUCACGGUAACGAAGUCCAGCAAUAACCUUCAUGCUCCUACAAUCAUUCCAGUCCCACGAAAUGCAGCUCAAAAUGACCAACUCAAUUUUCUUGCCUCACCUCUGCAAUUAGAAAAACAAUCACUUGAGGCCAAAACUGCGGAGAAUCUAAGGCUCCCAAAUAUUCCUGAGCUCCAGCUGAAUCUUGAUAAUGUUUUGCGCAUGAACGAGCAGUUACCCUUCAUUCACAAGAAAGACCAGAUGAAAAAGAAUGUAGAGAAUGGUAAUGAUAGAGAUGGGAAACAAGUAAUUGGUGGUGAAUACAUUGAUAAGGAAUUAGAAGAUGCGUAG
Molecule: messenger RNA, 1104 nt
Organism: Acanthocheilonema viteae
Lineage: Eukaryota; Metazoa; Nematoda; Chromadorea; Rhabditida; Onchocercidae
Source: the annotation of a GenBank genome assembly